CACUUUGCACUUCUUCCCCCUCCUCUUCCUCUCGCUCCCCCACUCUAGGGUUUUAAGGACGCCGUCUCUUCGCUCUCCCUCGCAGAUUUUUCUUCAAAUACCUCACGGAAUUCUUCCUUGCCCUUCUUCAGAACCGCGGAUUUCUCACUCACUGGUGAAAUAUGGCAAUGGAAGUUACACAGGUGCUUCUGAAUGCUCAGGCUAUUGAUGCGUCUGUGAGGAAGCAGGCAGAAGACAGUUUAAGGCAAUUCCAAGAGCAGAACCUUCCCAGUUUCUUGUUAUCUCUUUCGGGUGAACUAGCGAAUGAAGAGAAGCCAGUUGACAGCCGUAAAUUAGCAGGUUUGAUACUGAAGAAUGCCUUGGAUGCUAAGGAACAGCAUAGGAAGUUUGAGCUUGUCCAAAGAUGGUUGUCACUGGAUGGAAAUGCCAAAACCCAGAUAAAGACAUGUUUGUUGAGUACUCUUUCUUCGCCUGUAGUUGAUGCUAGGUCAACAGCGUCCCAAGUUAUUGCAAAAGUUGCAGGCAUUGAGUUGCCUCAUAAGCAAUGGCCUGAGCUGAUUGGUUCACUUUUGUUGAAUGUCCAUCAGCAAUCAACUCAUGUCAAACAAGCCACCUUGGAGACCCUUGGUUAUUUAUGUGAGGAAGUAUCACCGGAUGUGAUAGAUCAAGAUCAAGUGAAUAAGAUAUUGACAGCUGUUGUGCAGGGUAUGAAUGCAUCUGAAGGGAACAAUGAUGUCCGACUUGCUGCCACUCGAUCGCUGUAUAAUGCUUUGGGAUUUGCUCAAGCAAAUUUUAGCAAUGAUAUGGAGCGUGAUUAUAUUAUGAGAGUGGUUUGUGAGGCCACACUAUCUUCUGAAGUGAAGAUAAGACAAGCAGCUUUUGAAUGCUUGGUCUCCAUUGCUUCUACAUACUAUGACAAAUUAGCUCGGUACAUCCAGGAUAUUUUUGGCAUUACCGCAAAGGCUGUUAGGGAAGAUGAAGAACCUGUUGCACUUCAAGCUAUUGAAUUUUGGAGUUCUAUUUGUGAUGAGGAGAUAGACAUCUUGGAAGAAUAUGGGGAUGAUUUUACUGGGGAUUCUGAUAUUCCAUGCUUUUAUUUUAUCAAGCAGGCACUACCUGCUCUUGUGCCCAUGUUGCUUGAGACACUUCUCAAACAAGAAGAGGAUCAGGAUCAAGAUGAAGGGGCUUGGAAUAUUGCCAUGGCUGGGGGUACAUGUCUUGGGCUUGUUGCACGAACUGUUGGAGAUGAUAUUGUUCCACUUGUUAUGCCGUUCAUUGAAGAGAACAUAACCAAGUCUGAUUGGAGGCAGAGGGAGGCAGCUACUUAUGCAUUUGGUUCAAUUCUGGAAGGACCUGCCCCAGAAAAGUUAAUGCCAAUUGUUAAUGUGGCCUUGACAUUUAUGCUGACUGCCUUAACACAAGAUCCAAAUAACCAUGUGAAGGACACUACUGCGUGGACCCUUGGACGGAUAUUUGAAUUCCUUCAUGGUUCAAAUGUGGAUACACCCAUAAUUAAUCAGGCGAACUGCCAACAGAUCAUUACCGUUCUGCUCCAGAGCAUGAAAGAUGUUCCAAACGUGGCAGAGAAAGCCUGUGGUGCUCUCUAUUUUCUUGCUCAAGGAUAUGAAGAGGUUGGCGUAUCAUCUCCUUUAACUCCCUAUUUCCAAGAAAUUGUUCAGUCCCUCUUAACCGUUACUCACAGAGAAGAUGCUGGGGAGUCACGGCUGCGGACUGCAGCAUAUGAAACACUGAAUGAAGUCGUGAGGUGUUCAACUGAGGAGACAGCCUCAAUGGUGCUGCAACUGGUACCUGUCAUCAUGUUGGAGUUGCACAAGACUCUUGAGGGGCAAAAGCUCUCAUCUGAUGAAAGGGAGAGACAAGGUGAAUUGCAGGGCCUGCUUUGUGGAUGUUUACAAGUUCUUAUUCAGAAGCUAGGUUCAUCAGAGCCUACCAAGUAUAUGUUUAUGCAGUAUGCAGAUAAUAUGAUGGGUCUUUUCCUUAGGGUCUUUGCUUGUAGAAAUGCUACUGUUCAUGAGGAGGCAAUGCUGGCCAUUGGCGCUCUUGCAUACGCAGCGGGUCCAGAUUUUGCAAAAUACAUGACUGAGUUCUAUAAAUAUAUAGAAAUGGGACUUCAGAAUUUUGAAGAGUACCAAGUUUGUGCUGUCACUGUUGGUGUUGUAGGAGAUGUAUGCAGGGCAUUGGAAGAUAAGAUUUUACCUUACUGUGAUGGGAUUAUGACUCAGCUGCUUAAGAAUUUGUCUAGUGAUCAACUGCACCGCUCUGUUAAACCCCCUAUUUUCUCAUGCUUUGGUGAUAUAGCACUGGCUAUUGGGGAGAAUUUUGAGAAGUACUUGAUGUAUGCCAUGCCGAUGCUCCAGCGGGCGGCAGAGUUGUCUGCACAUACUGCAGGCGUUGAUGAUGAAAUGACGGAGUAUACCAACUCCUUGAGGAAUGGUAUUUUGGAGGCGUAUUCAGGGAUCUUCCAAGGUUUCAAGAGCUCUCCAAAAACUCAGCUCUUGGUCCCAUAUGCACCUCAUAUACUUCAGUUCUUGGAUAGUAUUUACAUGGGGAAGGACAUGGAUGAGGUCGUGAUGAAAACUGCCAUCGGGGUCCUUGGAGAUCUAGCAGACACCCUGGGAAGCAAUGCUGGCUCUUUGAUUCAGCAAUCUGUCUCAAGCAAAGACUUUUUAAGUGAAUGCUUGUCCUCAGAAGACCAUUUGAUUAAAGAAUCAGCUGAAUGGGCCAAAUUGGCCAUCAGCCGUGUCAUUUCUAUUUGAGGCUUUUGCUGGUUGGGCAUAUUCUUUUCUUAUUCAGAGUCCUUGCAUGCAUUUGGGUGUGUUGAGUCGGGGUCAAGAUUGCAUCUUACAAGUCGUCACUUACAGACAACGGAAGCUGUUCACUCCCAGUUGUCACUAACUCUUGCAUCAUCAUGAAAGCAUUGCUAACUAUUGCAUUAGCAAGGUGAAGUCGGUAUAUGUCAUUUUGUCAUGGUGGAAGCGGGAGGAGGCAUCCAUUAAGUACUGUCAUUUUUACGGCUGGGUCAGUUUGAAUGUAUCUCUGAUUUGAGAUAAAUGGCCAGCGUAGAGGGGAGGGGCUUACCUUUGUGUGGUUCUGGGAUGUUGAAAUGGAUGAAUGAGUACAAUACACAGGGAGUUGUUUCCCUUGUUAUGCCCCGCUUAGACACCCUUGUGCUACUCUCUCUGAACUUCUACUUCUUUUAGCGGUUCUAUUUAAGGACUUUAUCCAUUCAUAUUUUUGUUUAAUUUUUUCUGCAUCAGUCUUAUGAAUUUCAAGGUCGGGUUGUAUUCAUCUCUCUCCACUUCAUAUUGUACACCUUUUUUGAGGACACACCUUCAUACCAUUACCAAUAUACCACCAUUAAGGGCGUCAUUCCUGUA
Momordica charantia (bitter melon) is the source of this 3398-nucleotide messenger RNA. Its product is annotated as importin subunit beta-1. Gene Ontology annotation, molecular function: small GTPase binding. Lineage: Eukaryota; Viridiplantae; Streptophyta; Magnoliopsida; Cucurbitales; Cucurbitaceae. The record is from RefSeq and is a predicted model, not a curated record. Gene Ontology annotation, biological process: protein import into nucleus.